UCUGACAGUGACGUGUCAGCACCAACAAAUUCCUCUACUUAGUUCACACGUCAGUCCACCAGCCGCUCAGUAGGACUCUGCCGGGCGAAGAAGCUCCUUUAGAAAAGUGCCUGCAUGGCUCUCAAACCCUUCCUCCUUCUGGCGCUGUGGGUCUUCUCUCUUCCUGCGAAUCUCGCAUCUGCGUGUGAUGUCACCUGCUCCACGGACUACGUUAGGACUCUGAACUGCUCCUGCUCGGCAUCGGUGCCGGAACAUCCCGUCACCCUGACCGUCGUCUGCAGGGCCGAAGAUGCUGAAGCCAGCGGCAGCUGUGUCAUCAAUUCCAGCCAGUCCUGGUGCACAAUUACCAAGUCUCUACAAAGAGUAGCUUCUAUUGAAACUAUCUGUACUACAUCAGUGCGACGGCACGAGCUGAUGGAGAACGCCACAGAGUCAGACAGCUUUUCUCUGUCUGAUGUGGUGAAACCUGAGCCUCCGUUUGACGUCAAAGUGACAAAAGUCAACGACUUCUACAACAUCUCCUGGAGCACCAGGGAGGAGCAGCCCCUCACAUACAGGCUGCGGAUAAGAGAAGCUGCAAACCUCAUGGUUCCAGUUUAUGAGCUCCAAGUUGAAGAAGAAAACUUGUCCCUCAUGGUGAAUAAACUCCAACCAAAGGUCAGCUACGUUGUGGAUGUUCAGGCCAAACUUCGGCCCGAUGAGAUCUUGUUAGGCCCGUGGAGUGAGUGGAGCUCAGGGACAGAAUGGAGAACGCCUGGAGAAGAUGAAGGAAAAGACAUAUUUUGGUUGUACUUGUCAGUUCCUGUUGUUCUCUUCUUCUGCCUCCUGAUUCUGGGAUAUUUACAGAAACCGUGUUGGCUGAAGAAACUCAAGAUGAUUUCGUUCGUCCCGAGCCCGGACGAAUUCUUCAAGCCUCUCCAUCAAAAGCACCAAGGGAACUUCAAGGAGUGGGUGAAGCCCGUGUUUGGCGAGCACGACUACUUAAAGAUCAGUGCAGGUGCUCAGAAAACGAGCACAAAGAAAUACGACAUCCUCAAGUGGAACAACGAGAGGCGGAGCUCCAGGGAAGACCGUGAGCUGAAAGAUUUCCUCCAAAUCGCACAGCCGUCCAACAGCCUGCUUUUUUUCCCAGAGAGUGGCAGCUCACAGGGCACCGGCCACUCCACCGGACACAUCUCCAUCCACACUGUGACGCUCUCUGGAGAGGAGUAUGACGACGAAGUCACAUCACGCAGCUCACUCACAAGCUACCAAGACGGAGAAAGCUUCGCUUCAUUUGAAGGUCCCAACAUAGACCGGGCUGGCUACAGUUCCCAGGAAUCCCUGCUGUCUAUGAUGGACAGACACAAUGAAAUACCUCCACAACAAGAGAACCAAAUAGUCAUCGAGCUACUGCGAGAGAACUUUGAGCCGCAGGAAGAGUUUCACGAGCCAGAGAGGGCGUCUCUCAACUCGUAUGCGUCCAACGAGCAGUCGGAGGACGGUUACCCCCGGGUGGACUUGGACACCAUUGACAGUGGUUUUGGAGAGUGCAGCAGCCCCGGAGGCACAGACUCCAACCAAGCAGCGCAGAUGGACUCGUUUCUUGAGCACAAAAACUCCAACUACGUCAAGCAGUGGAUGAUCUGCAGCACAAUUCAGGAGGAGAGCGGCAGUUGUGAACAAUAAUCCAACGGAGAUGCAUCAACUGUAAAUGUGUAUUUAAGUGUAGAUAACUAACAUUUUCCCAAAAGAAUGUCACGCCACUAUGUACAAAGUCUGACUGUUUUACCCUUUUUCUGUUUAAUUUAAUACUUUUCUGUGUCUGUUCAAUAUCCAAAAAUGUGGGUGUUAACUAACUGCAAACUAUGAGCUCCAUGUCUUUAUUUAUUAAACAAAACCAUGUCAAAAUGCUUAGGCAGCAUGUUAAAAUCUCAGAAGUCAUCAGCUUUGGAGCCACCUUUUUGCAGCAGUGACAUGUUUCCUGUAUGGCUUUUAUCAGACUCUUGCAAUGCAAGGGAAGUUUAGCCCUGACCUGUUCAUUUCCUGAGAUUUGCAGAAAGUCACUCUCAGGUUUCUCACACAGUUGAUGCCUAUCAAAGUGCUCUAAAGGCAAAUUUAGGGUCUACUCAGUGACAACUCCAAUGAAAGUUGUGUUUUUGGUGUUUUUAACAUGUUUCUUAUCACGAUUCAA
Molecule: messenger RNA, 2173 nt
Organism: Oryzias latipes (Japanese medaka)
Lineage: Eukaryota; Metazoa; Chordata; Actinopteri; Beloniformes; Adrianichthyidae
Biological process (GO): cytokine-mediated signaling pathway
Cellular component (GO): external side of plasma membrane
Molecular function (GO): cytokine receptor activity; protein binding
Source: RefSeq, a predicted model, not a curated record